AUGUCGCAAUCGGAAAUAUAUCCACGAGACGAUGAUCCAUCCGAUUUGGACUCGUGUGUAUCCGACGCCGAAAGCCAUGAAACGAUCUCCUCGACUGGCUGCAAUUCCACCGUCUCCGUCGCUUCAGCAGACGUCGCCUCGACCUCGCGAAGCAACCUCUCUUCUUUCGGCUACAGUUACUCUGUCCAUGAAACAUCUUGCGACGCCGUCGAACGUUUCAUCCCCGAAUAUUCCGCAACCCGCAGCUCACUAAGCCUCUCUGUUGACCUUCUGGGCUUACCCAGUGUCCACCGGGCCCAAGAUUCCGACGAACGCGACGGUCGCUUCCUGGAUAAUGAAAGUUUGCGUUACUUCGGCGUCGAUUUAUCUUACUUGUCUCAGCCUGAUGGAAGGAACUCGUGGACGCUUGGUCUAGGUGUUCCUCCAUUGCCGCGGGACCCAUCGUCUUCUGAUGACCCCAGCUCCCACUCGACCCUCUCUCCACUGGCUGCCGUGAGUUCGGUGGAAAAUGAGAGUAUGACGUCCGUAGGGACCUGCCAUCCUGCCGAGGAGGAUGCCACUUUGGACUGCCAGCCAUGGGAACCAACCAAUGGGCGACCUCCGUACAGUAUGACCCAAAGCUCGGACCGUAAUUCACAACGGUUCAUUCAAGCGAUCGGAGUACGAUACGCGCCCACGAACGACGUUGGUUGCACACCGACACCGAAAGGGUCGUCACGUCCCCGACAGGUGUUCAAAGGGAUCCUGGGGGACGUAAAGAAGUUGGGGCAGAGGGUGAAGGACCAGAUAUUGAAAACACAUUCACGGAGACCGUCCGGGGUAUCCUUUUCCUCAGAGAGGCCUUCCAUGACAAUGUCAGCAACAGAGCCCUUAUAUCCCCCGUCGACAGAAUAUGCAAGAUAUUCCGCGGACACUUGCCGUGUCACGAACCUUGAGUUCGCGAACUCUCGAGUUUAUCCGAGAGCUGGCAUCGAUGCUGUGAGCAACAGGCAUUCGAUGCACCCGCGGCCACCGACCCCCUCGACGGGGCUGACCUUCAGCAAGGUCAACUCUCUGGACAUCAAGGAAAUCAAGAGCAUUCGUCGCCGAACGCUACCUUCCUCGAUAGAGAACGCGCAGGAACCUUUGCCUCCAUCUGCCCCCUUCGAACGGCGGCCGCGCCCUUCAUCCCUCGUCAUUAUGAGCGGUGUCGAUAGUCGAUACGACGAGCUGCGACAUCUUGACACCAUCCAAGGAUCUCCUGUCUUUUCAUUUGGCAGUAACUAUGGGUCGCGUGUCCACCGCUUGUCGAAUGACUUCGGGUAUUGGUCCUCGCAUGAGCAUCCUGCAGAAUUGAGACCGAAGAAACCACGCUGGUCGUCGUUUUCUUUCCUGUCUAAAUCGUCGAAGCGAUAGGAUCGAUGUAUAUUAUUUUACCAAUCAGGUUGGAUUUCUUGUCACACAAG
Messenger RNA from Coprinopsis cinerea okayama7#130, 1445 nucleotides. RefSeq lists its product as hypothetical. The record is from RefSeq and is a predicted model, not a curated record. Lineage: Eukaryota; Fungi; Basidiomycota; Agaricomycetes; Agaricales; Psathyrellaceae. The transcript is spliced from 2 exons. Bases 1 to 1395 code for a protein of 464 amino acids.